UUCUUGUCGCUUUCCGGAAAUUUCGUCAUUUGGUCACGCUGCAAUUCAUUUUCGCUUCCUAAAUGUUCCACGCGAUGUCGAAGCACGCACCGUUUGCUUAAUGAGCACACAGAAGAGACACAUAUCAACGAUCGGACACGUGUUCUUAGUAUGCUUUGUGGCACAUGUCAUUGUGAAAUACAUAACUUCACGUGACAGAAUGGCUUUGACUGUCCCUGCAACUGCGCACCAAAAUGUCGUCUGCUAGAUCUAGUGCCAGGCGGGCGAGUCACAGCUGCUUUCUUCUCUGCCGUGAGGGUUUUUAUUCUUCAGCCCCAUCCCAGUCGGCGAUAUACAACAACUGACCCAGCCACUGAACAUCACUAGGCAUCACUAGGUUUUGACAAUGUCUGACGCACGGCUGUGAUAUUUAGAUCUGUACAUGUUAUGAAUAUGAAUAACGACAGAAAUUCACGUGAGCUGCAUAACAAUCACAUGGAUCGACUGACAUACCAUAGUUUACUGACUUCCAUAUGGUGCCUUACUUAAGAUUUUUCACACAAAUUCAAAAGAGCAUUUCCUCUGAUCACAAUCAAUUUACCAGUGUCCUGUCUACAACAUGGCUGAGAAGCAUGGCGCAGUGGAGUUUGUUUUGGGGGGAAUAGCGACAUGUGGUGCGGGGUUUUUCACGAACCCCCUGGAGGUGGUGAAGACACGGAUGCAGCUACAGGGGGAACUCCAAUCGCGGGGGCAGUAUGCCAUCCACUACAGAAACGCUGCCCAUGCCUUCUACACUGUAGCCAAGAACGAUGGAGUGUUCGCACUUCAGAGUGGCCUCGUCCCUGCGUUGUGGUACCAGUUCUUCAUGAAUGGCAUCCGGCUUGGAAGCUACCAACUCCUAAUAAACUUGGAGAUGACGAUGGACAAAACAGGACAUCCAAGCUUCCUACGCAGCGUCAUGGCUGGAGCAUUUGCAGGAUGUAUUGGAGCCAUGGUCGGGAGCCCAUUUUAUAUGGUGAAGACGCAUCUCCAGGCCCAGGCUGUCCGGGACAUUGCCGUGGGAACCCAGCAUCCCCACGAGAGCAUGAGUCAUGGUAUACGCACAAUAUACUCCCAGUUUGGUGUGCAGGGAUUGUGGCGAGGCGUCAACGCAGCCAUCUGCCGCGUCACAGUCGGCUCCGCAUCACAGCUGUCCACUUUUUCUGUUGCGAAGGAUUACGUUGUGGAACGCCAGUGGUUUCCGAGAGACAGCUGGAUGAACGCUCUGUCAGCCAGCAUGGCCAGCGGCAUCAUCGUCACCUGCUUCAUGACGCCGUUCGACGUGGUGACAACGCGACUCUACAACCAGGGCGUGGACGCACAUGGAAAGGGGCUGCUGUACUCGGGGGUGUCCGACUGCCUCGUGAAGAUUCUCAGGAAGGAGGGUUUCUGGGGGUUCUACAAGGGCUGGGGGGCAAGCUACUUCAGACUCGGACCACACACGGUCAUCAGUCUUGUGUUGUGGGAUGAGGUGCGCAAACUCUACUCCCUGUGGAAGAAACCUCACCAGGGCAAGAAGGAAACAUACCAGAGCUGAUACACAUGAGUUAUACCUGUAUAUUGCCUAGCCUCAUCAGCAACGUGGACCACAUUCAAAUGUAGCUGUGUGGUGGCCAUCCUCAUCAGGAAGGUGGACCACACCCAAAUGUAGCUGUAUAGUGGCCAUCCUCAUCAAGAAGGUGGACCACACCCAGAUGUAGCUGUGUAGUGGCCAUCCUCAUCAGGAAGGUGGACCACACCCAGAUGUAGCUGUGUAGUACCCAUCCUCAUCAGCAAGGUGGACCACACCCAGAUGUAGCUGUAUAGUACCCAUCCUCAUCAGGAAGGUGGACCACACCAAGAUGUUGCUGUGUGGUACCCAUCCUCAUCAGGAAGGUGGACCACACCCAGAUGUAGCUGUGUAGUACCCAUCCUCAUCAGCAAGGUGGACCACACCCAGAUGUAGCUGUAUAGUACCCAUCCUCAUCAGGAAGGUGGACCACACCCAGAUGUAGCUGUGUAGUACCCAUCCUCAUCAGGAAGGUGGACCACACCCAGAUGUAGCUGUGUAGUACCCAUCCUCAUCAGGAAGGUGGACCACACGCAAAUGUAGCUGUGUAGUACCCAUCCUCAUCAGGAAGGUGGACCACACGCAAAUGUAGCUGUAUAGUGGCCAUCCUCAUCAGGAAGGUGGACCACACCCAAAUGUAGCUGUGUAGUACCCAUCCUCAUCAGGAAGGUGGACACACGCAGAUGUAGCUGUGUAGUACCCAUCCUCAUCAGGAAGGUGGACCACACCCAAAUGUAGCUGUGUAGUACCCAUCCUCAUCAGGAAGGUGGACACACGCAAAUGUAGCUGUAUAGUGGCCAUCCUCAUCAGGAAGGUGGACCACACGCAGAUGUAGCUGUGUAGUACCCAUCCUCAUCAGCAAGGUGGACCACACGCAGAUGUAGCUGUGUUGUACCCAUCCUCAUCAGGAAGUUGGACCACACCCAAGUGUAGCUGUGUAGUGGCCAUCCUCAUCAGGAAGGUGGACCACACCCAGAUGUAGCUGUAUAGUGGCCAUCCUCAUCAGGAAGGUGGACCACACCCAGAUGUAGCUGUAUAGUACCCAUCCUCAUCAGGAAGGUGGACCACACCCAGAUGUAGCUGUGUAGUACCCAUCCUCAUCAGGAAGGUGGACCACACCCAAAUAAAGCUGUGUAGUGGCCAUCCUCAUCAGGAAGGUGGACCACACCCAGAUGUAGCUGUGUAGUACCCAUCCUCAUCAGGAAGGUGGACCACACCCAGAUGUAGCUGUGUAGUACCCAUCCUCAUCAGGAAGGUGGACCACACCCAGAUGUAGCUGUGUAGUACCUAUCCUCAUCAGCAAGGUGGACCACACCCAGAUGUAGCUGUAUAGUACCCAUCCUCAUCAGGAAGGUGGACCACACCCAGAUGUAGCUGUGUAGUACCCAUCCUCAUCAGGAAGGUGGACCACACCCAGAUGUAGCUGUGUAGUGGCCAUCCUCAUCAGGAAGGUGGACCACACGCAGAUGUAGCUGUGUAGUACCCUCAUCAGUUGUAGUAGUGUAAUGGUCUUUCCUCCUGAUGAAGCUGUGGUGUGCUGUAUCUGAUGUGUUGGAUAAUUAAAAGUGGACCAGUUAAGUGAGGGUUGACAGUGGUUCAUGAAAUCUGCAUUUUUCAAGGCUGUAUCAUAGUUAUAUUGUGUUUUUUAUAUCUUUAUGCUGAGAAUUUGGAGUUGACUAGGUAGCAAAGACUGAUGUUUGGGUUGACUAGUUAGCAAGGACUGAUGUUUGUGUUGACUAGUUGGCAAGACUGAUGUUUGAGUUGACCAGUUAGCAAAGACUGAUGUUUGGGUUGACUAGUUAGCAAAUACUGAUGUUUGAGUUGACUAGUUAGCAAAGACUGAUGUUUGAGUUGACUAGUUAGCAAGGACUGAUGUUUGUGUUGACUAGUUGGCAAAGACUGAUGUUUAAGUUGACCAGUUAGCAAAUACUGUUGUUUGAGAUGACUAGUUAGCAAAGACUGAUGUUUGGGUUGACUAGUCAGCAAAUACUGAUGUUUGAGUUGACUAGUUGGCAAAUACUGAUGUUUGAGUUGACCAGUUAGCAAAUACUGAUGUUUGAGUUGACUAGUUACCAAAGAAUGAUGUGGGUUGACUAGUUAGCAAAGACUGAUGUUUGAGUUGACCAGUUACCAAAGAAUGAUGUUUGAGUUGGCUAGUUAGCAAAGGCUGAUAUUUGAGUUGACUAGUUCCCAAAGACUGAUGUUUGAGUUGACUAGUUGACCAUUAAUAGUGUAGUGUCCUCAGCGUUUACUUGGUGAAUGGAAUCUGUCACAUUAUUAAUAACUGUUUGAUUAUUAUUGCUAGUUACCAAAGACUGAGAUGGUUGUGUUUGACAAGUUAGUAAGGUUUGAGAUGUUUUUUUGUUGAUGAGUUAGCAAGGACUGAGUUGUUUUCGUUGACGAGUUAGCAAGGACUGAUGUUUGAGUUGACGAGUAAGCAAGGACUGAGACGUUUCUGUUGACAAAUUAGCAAGGACUGAGUUGUUUUCGUUGACGAGUUAGCAAGGACUGAGUUGUUUUCAUUGACGAGUUAGCAAGGACUGAGUUGUUUCAGUUGACGAGUUAGCCAGGACUGAGUUGUUUCAGUUGACGAGUUAGCAAGGACUGAGUUGUUUCAGUUGACGAGUUAGCAAGGACUGAGUUGUUUCAGUUGACGAGUUAGCAAGGACUGAGUUGUUUUCGUUGACGAGUUAGCAAGGACUGAGUUGUUUUCGUUGACGAGUUAGCAAGGACUGACAUAAGAUGUUGUGUGUUGUGUGAUGUUUUAGUGACAUGACAAUCACGUCCAGAAUGGAUGGGAUUCAAUGUGUGUUAAAUGUAUCAUCACUUUGCAGUGUGUGAACUUAAGGUUGGAGUUCAACGAUUGUCCAGACGUCUGUGGAUUUCAUAGCUGAAGUAUACCCCAGUUUUCUCACUGUACCAGCAUGUUUAGCCAGUGAAGAUAGAUGAGAAUAUAUGUACAGAGUUCUGGGUGAUUACAAAAACAGAUGCUAGUGAUAAAUAUACAGGAAAACAUUUCCAGAUGGUGACAAGGAGGGGGGCCCAGGGUAGAUCGCGUGGAGGGGGAGUGGGUGUAGACUUGAAUCCAGUCAACACGGCAGCUAUCAUUUGCCUUACAGUUGUUGUGAAUCAAUAGAUUUCUACCUGAUCUCCAAUAAAAUUGUGAAGUGAGAUAUUAUGGACCAAAGUUUGCAGGGAGGGCAACGUACUAAUGACUUAAUACUGGUCCGACAUAAUCGGAUACUCACCAUAACCUGGUAUAUCAUCAGACAGUUUUAUUGAGAAUGGAUUACAGUUGUAUGAAUGAGAAUAUAUUGAAAAGCUCAGUGUCUUUUUAUAAACGAAAUCCCACCAUGAGUCAGCAGGUGACUUCAUCAAGAAGCGUUGUACUUCUGUUGACGAAUGCUACAAGGGUUGAUUGAAAUGUUCUCACGCGGAAGCAAUUGCAUUAUAGUGACACUUGUUGUGUUAAAGUGGUCCAUCCAGAAAGACUUGAGUCAAUUGAGCAAAUUGUUUCGCUGUGACUAAAAUAAGCAGGGGUCUGUGACCAAACAUUCCAAGUCAAGUCUCUGAUAAUAGCAAUUAUAACCUUAGAAAUAGAUCUAACAUACAAACAAUCAAAUGUAGAACCCAGACCUAUGCAAAGUCAUUUCUUCUGGAUACGAUUAACCUGUGGAACACACUACCCAAUGAAGUUACUAAUGCUUGCCCAUUAAAAGAAUUCAAAUCCUUAAUUAAUCGUUCUGAUACAAUUAUUAAUUAUUUUGACUUAAAAUACGGUCAUAGAUCAUGCCAAGUUGUCCACUGUCGCCGUAGACUCAGCUGCAGUGACUUACACGCUGGUGUGAAGUGACAACAUCACCAUUAUAGAUGGAAGUGUGUCCUUGGUCAUACUUUGACAUCAAUCCUUGAUUAUUCAGUUUAUCAGAUGCCCAUUCCAGUUGGAUAAAUAGCUGGACCCGUUCUCUACCACAGCACGAUGGCAUGACACUAAACAUACUCCACGAUAUUUUUGAAAAUAUACUUACCGCCAAAGGAAACACAAAUGCCAUACGUAUUGAUUAAUAUAUGAAGAAUUAUUCAUAUUCAAGAGAUAUUAGAUUGGUUGAUGCACAAACGAACAUAAUGGUAUGUUGUGUGAACCGAUGAUCAUGAACGCAUCACAUGUGAUGUCAUAGAUCCAUGACUCGAGAUGCACCAUUUGUCUCCUGCAGAAUUAGCAUGUAAAGUUUGAAAAUCAUGAGCAGCAUAUCGUGAUGAGAAUAAAGACACUUUGGUAACACUUCACUGAUUGUUAGUUUUGUCAGAAAGUGGUACACAUUGGAAACAUCUCUUCUUAACGUACAUACUUUCUUUAUGUUUCAAUGGUUCGCGUUUCUUUUGGCGGUGAGUAUAUAAUGGCGAUAUUAUGCACAGGAGAUUCAAGAUGUUCGCUGUCACAGAAAUCUGUUCUUCCCUAACCAAGCCACUGAACUUAUUAAUUUGUCCAAGUGUUUGAAUGAGAAUAAUCAAAAUGUGUUUUGAAAUAAAAGAUUGUCUGGA
Messenger RNA from Haliotis rufescens (red abalone), 6109 nucleotides. RefSeq names its product solute carrier family 25 member 35-like. The coding region runs from base 599 to 1555 and encodes 318 amino acids. The transcript has 3 exons. NCBI's taxonomy places the organism in Eukaryota, Metazoa, Mollusca, Gastropoda, Lepetellida, Haliotidae. The record is from RefSeq and is a predicted model, not a curated record.